Molecule: messenger RNA, 1248 nt
Organism: Argiope bruennichi
Lineage: Eukaryota; Metazoa; Arthropoda; Arachnida; Araneae; Araneidae
Product: glutamate receptor 2-like
Exons: 1
Coding region: 1-1248 (415 amino acids)
Cellular component (GO): membrane
Molecular function (GO): glutamate-gated receptor activity
Source: RefSeq, a predicted model, not a curated record
AUGGAACAACAUCCGAAAACAACAGUUGCUAUUUUUCCAUCCCCGCAUGUCUUAUCCUUCAGUAUCUCAGAAACUGGAGCUGUGGAACUCGGUAAUUUCGAAGGAAAGUAUUUACAGGUUGUCCUUGAUAAUUUAUCAAUUGAUUAUAAGUUCGUAUUUCCAAAAGAGAAACAACACGGUAAAUUGCUGCCCAAUGGAUCUUGGAAUGGUAUGAUAGGCAUGCUACAAAGAGGGGAAGCUGACUUGGCUUUUACAUAUCUGACCGUUACAGAAGAAAGAGCAAAAGUGGUGAAUUUCAGCACUGUGUAUACCAUGGAUGCUUGCAUAUUUGUGUCAGUUAUGCCAGAAGAUGUUAAACCGUUAUCUGGUUUCCUCCAUAUUUUUGAUAUGACUACGUGGAUUGCUGUAUUUAUAACUUUCUUUAUAAUGCCAAUUUUGUUUGUGAAAUUUCAAAAAAGAAAAUAUUCUCUGUUGAAGACAUUCUUCAAGCUCUUCGCAAACUUCUAUGGACAAAUCCCGAUGCGAGAUAAUAAUUCAUUGAAAUAUAUCAUUUUGCUGGCAACAUGGUUGUUGAUUGCUACCGUGUUAUCCUUCAGUUAUUCUGCAACCUUAUUGUCGUUUUUAAUCCAGCCUAUAAAAGAGCCUAUGAUACUGACAUUCAAAGAGCUAUCCAAAGCUGUUCAAAGAGGUACACAUAAGGCGACUUUCUACAAUUUCAGUAUACCAUUUCUUCUAAAUUCGGAAGAUGAAGACCUGAACAUUCUUGGUGAGAUAGUUAAACGCAACAAUUGGUUUGUACAUAGCUCAAAGCGUGGAAGUUUUGCAUAUGUCAAAUAUCAUUCAAUCCAAGCAUCGAACAGAAAUGCAGGAAAACUUGUAUAUAGUAAUCAUAAAGAUUUAUAUAUGUCAGAGGAAACACUUUAUGUUUCUCCCAUGGCCUUUACAUAUGGUAAGAACUUCUGCUGCCCUACAACGUUGAAUUCGAUCAUUCUAAGAUUAUCUGCUGCAGGACUCUAUGAUAAAUUUCUCCGAGAUAGCUCACUGAAAUAUUUCUUAAAAACUCACAGGAGAUCAGAGACAUUAAGGGUGACGGGUUCUUCCCUUUCGAUUUCCGAUUUACUAGGAAGCUUUAUGCUAUUAAGUGCCGGCUUGUCACUUUCAUUUUGUGCUUUGCUUGGUGAAGUGGCUUUUAGUAGAAUAUAUCCCUACGCAAAAAUAGAUAAAGAAAUAAUUUAUUUGCAUCCGUAA